UAUAGUUCUUCUAAACUUCACCAUGAACGAGAUCGAUGACAAGUUUUACUACGUCUACAGUUCUUCGUUGGACUACAAAGUUGAGAUUAAAAUUGGGACACUAGAAGGGAAGCGGGCAAAGCCUGAGUAUGACAGGCUGCUUGAAGAUCCUAUGCUCAAGUUUUCUGGACUGUACCAAGAAGGUUGCUCAGACCUGUACGUGACGUGCCAGGUCCUCAGUGAUGGGGUGCCGCUGGCCUUGCCUGUCACUACCUCAUAUAAAGCCUUCACCAACAGAUGGAACUGGAACGAAUGGGUCACUCUCCCGGUGUACUUCAGCGACCUGCCUCGCGAUGCGACACUUGCGAUGACCAUUUAUGACUGUGCCGGGCCCGGCAAGGUGAUGGUUGUGGGCGGAACAACUAUAUCUCUGUUCGGGAAACAUGGAAUGCUGCGACAGGGGAUGUUUGACCUGCGUGUUUGGCCGGGAGUGGAGGGCAGUGAGAAGACCCCGGGCAAGGCGCCGGACCGCGGCAAGGAACAGAUGCAGAGACUGGCCAAGCUGGCCAAGAAGCACAGGAAUGGACAUAUGCCGAAGGUGGACUGGCUAGAUAGAUUGACAUUCAGAGAGAUUGAGAUGAUCAAUGAAAAAGAAAAGAGAAGUUCCGACUACAUGUAUCUCAUGAUCGAGUUCCCCACUGUUCAAAUUGACGGUAUUAAUCAUGCUGUGGUGUACUACGAGCAAGACGGUGACGAAAUGUACCAGUUUAGGGCGCAGGCCGACAUCGUUACAGUCCCCGAUUAUGAGAUAGGACAGGAGAACCUAGUAGAAGCGAAGCAGCACCGUUUGGCACGGUCGCUCCGUGCGGGCGGCAGCGGGCGCGAUGCCAAGCCCACGGCGAGUGAGCGUGACCACCUCGCCGCUAUCGUGGCGGCACCACCAGGCCAACCGCGAGCCGCCGCCGACCAGGAUGCGCUGUGGAAAUUCAGAUUCUAUUUAACAUCACACCGUCGGGCUCUCACCAAGUUUUUGGAAUGCGUCAAUUGGAACAGACCAGGCGAGGUGCGGCAGGCGCUGGCGAUGAUGAAGCAGUGGACGCCGAUGGAUGUAGAGGAUGCUCUCGAGCUACUCACGCCCAAGUUUACGCACCCAGCUGUCAGGAAAUACGCCGUGUCUCGCCUGAAACAAGCCCCUGAUGAAGACCUACUGUUGUACCUACUGCAAUUGGUGCAAGCUCUGAAGUAUGAGGAUUUCUCAGAGAUUCAUGAGGAGUACAUACGAGUAUGCGGCAAAGACUCGGCCGUGGUAUAUUCGGACGCAGAAGGGAAGCUCAUGCAGAGCGGACACAGGGGCAGCCAAGCUAGCCUGCUGUCCACCUCAGUAUUGACAUCCAGCGAGAUGACGUCAUCGGUAACAAGUCGGCGCUCGUUAGACGCGCGGACGGAUGACGCGACACCGGCGGAGGAAGCCACUAACGACAACAGUGUGACUGACAACAAUAAUAUCUUCGCCGAGACCGACGGCGAGGAGCACCUCAGCUUAUCGUCGUUUCUGAUCGAACGCGCCUGCGGGAACAGCGUCGUCGGCAACUACCUCUAUUGGUACCUGCUCAUCGAGUGCGAGGACCGGCCCGCGCAGGAUCAUGCUGUCCGGGCUAUGUAUCUGAGAGUCAUGCGCGCCUUCUCGCACCAGCUGGCUAAAGGCAACGCGGAACUUCAACGCACGCGCAACUUUCUCGCUCGCCAACAGGUGUUCAUAGACAAACUCGUCAAGCUAGUCAAGACCGUUACCCGAGAGAGCGGAAACCGCAACAAGAAGGCUGAACGCUUACAGCAACUACUAGCCGACCCUGAUGCCUUCAAAUUCAACUUCACAAACUUCGAGCCCAUGCCCUUUCCCCUAGAUCCAAACGUAACCAUCAAAGGAAUAGUGGCCAAAAAGGCCAGCCUCUUCAAAUCUGCACUAAUGCCUUCCAAACUCACUUUCCUAACCACCGAGGGCGUCGAAUACGAGGCGAUAUUCAAGCACGGCGAUGACCUCCGUCAGGACCAACUUAUUCUCCAAAUGAUCACUCUCAUGGACAAAUUGUUGAGAAGAGAAAACCUGGACCUAAAACUGACCCCUUACAAAGUCCUGGCGACCAGUUCAAAGCACGGGUUCCUACAGUUCAUAGAGUCAAUAACUGUGGCCGAGGCAUUGGCAACAGAGGGAAGCAUACAGAACUUCUUCAGAAAACACAAUCCGUGCGAGGGCGCCCCGUACGGGAUCAAACCUGAGACCAUGGACACAUAUAUUAGGAGCUGCGCGGGAUACUGCGUGAUCACUUAUUUGCUCGGCGUGGGCGACCGUCACCUUGACAACUUAUUACUCACCAAAGCGGGCGCGCUAUUCCACAUCGACUUCGGUUACAUCCUGGGCCGCGAUCCCAAGCCUCUCCCGCCUCCCAUGAAGCUCAGCAAAGAAAUGGUAGAAGCCAUGGGCGGCGUCCACUCCGAACAUUACCACGAGUUCCGCAAGCAGUGCUAUACUGCUUUCCUGCAUCUGAGGAGACACGCCAACCUGAUGCUAAACCUGUUCUCCCUGAUGGUGGACGCGUCGGUGCCUGACAUCGCACUGGAGCCCGACAAGGCGGUCAAGAAAGUGCAGGACAAGCUGAGACUGGACUUGGGCGACGAAGAAGCUGUGCACUACCUCCAGAACCUGCUAGACAUGUCGGUGACGGCUGUCAUGGCGGUCCUCGUGGAACAGUUCCACAAAUUCGCGCAAUACUGGCGCAAGUAACCUCACUAGUAGUCAUUUACACUCAACAUCAAAUAAACCGCACCUUCCGCGACGCGAACUUUAAAGAUUUUCUUCUGACACAAUCAUGGUACC
This is a messenger RNA of Ostrinia furnacalis (Asian corn borer), 2854 nucleotides long. It is a transcript of the gene Pi3K59F, whose product is annotated as phosphatidylinositol 3-kinase 59F. The transcript has 17 exons. Gene Ontology annotation, cellular component: phosphatidylinositol 3-kinase complex, class III, type I; membrane; cytoplasm. Gene Ontology annotation, molecular function: 1-phosphatidylinositol-3-kinase activity. Gene Ontology annotation, biological process: phosphatidylinositol-mediated signaling; autophagy of peroxisome; endocytosis. Lineage: Eukaryota; Metazoa; Arthropoda; Insecta; Lepidoptera; Crambidae. The coding region runs from base 23 to 2761 and encodes 912 amino acids. The record is from RefSeq and is a predicted model, not a curated record.